CCCGGAUGAUAGCGCGGAGGAGGUGGAACGAUUGUAGCUAGUUUACAGCUGCGCACUCAGACGGGAGCAGCGCCAUUUCACAUUUCCAGAGGGAGGACUGCGGUAAGACGAAGAGAAAGUGCGGGAACGGCGUUAGUAUAAACAGUUUCACGCACACACUCGUGGAGUAACAGUUUUUUAGAGAAUUGAUGCCGGUUGAAAUGGGAGACCCUGCCAUGCACAGAGACUGCCCUCUGGACUGCAAGGUGUACGUGGGUAAUUUGGGGAACAAUGGCAACAAGACGGAGCUGGAGCGGUCCUUCGGGUACUACGGCCCCCUGCGCAGCGUGUGGGUGGCCCGGAACCCCCCCGGCUUCGCCUUUGUGGAGUUCGAAGACCCCCGCGACGCCACGGACGCCGUGAGGGAGCUGGACGGGAGAACUCUGUGUGGAUGCCGUGUGAGGGUGGAGCUGUCGAACGGCGAGAAACGAUCUCGGAACCGGGGACCACCACCCUCCUGGAGCCGCCGCCCACGAGACGAUUACCGCCGUCGAAGCCCCGCCGCUCGCCGCAGAUCACCGCGUAGGAGGAGCUUCAGUCGCAGUCGCAGCAGGUCCCUCUCCAGAGACCGGAGGAGGGAGCGGUCUCUGUCUCGGGACAGGAACCACAAGCCCUCGCGCUCCUUCUCCAGGUCCAGAAGUCGUUCCAGGUCUAACGACAGAAAAUGAGAAGUUGUCAAAGUGCAAGAAAGGUGUCUAAGUCCAAAAAAAAAAAAAAAAAAAACUGAUUUGUCAUCCUUUGAUCUCUUGAAUCCAGUCAUGUUUUGGAGUGCAUUUUUUUUAUUUUUUCCCCCUUUUUUUAAGAAUGUGCAUUUUAGUGGUUUAGUUAAGUGUGUCUGGUCAAAUUCAAAGCCACCCUGGGUUUCCUACAUUUUAAAUCUGCAGUUCCAUUUCCAAAGAAGAUUCUAGAACCCUUUAAAACUUUCUCGGCCUGCGCUCCGUUCCCGCUCGCGCGGCAGUCCUGUGCCAGCGUAGGGGCGGCGAGGGCAGGCGGCGUGGGGUUCCGCCAAAACACUCGCUGGAUGCGCAGGGUGCUUCAGGAAUGGAUACUGUGUACUGUAACUGAGUCAAGGAAACCUCCUUGUGGUGGAAUAAAGCACUCUGUAUACUUUGUAUCAGUCCAGUCCUGUAUUUCUGACAUUUGUAACUGUUUGUAUUGUUACAAUUAAAACUUUG
Anguilla anguilla (European eel) is the source of this 1214-nucleotide messenger RNA. Its product is annotated as serine/arginine-rich splicing factor 3. Gene Ontology annotation, molecular function: RNA binding. The record is from RefSeq and is a predicted model, not a curated record. The transcript is spliced from 7 exons. The coding region runs from base 189 to 707 and encodes 172 amino acids. Lineage: Eukaryota; Metazoa; Chordata; Actinopteri; Anguilliformes; Anguillidae. Gene Ontology annotation, cellular component: nuclear speck. Gene Ontology annotation, biological process: mRNA splicing, via spliceosome.